This is a messenger RNA of Panicum hallii, 2197 nucleotides long. RefSeq lists its product as uncharacterized. The transcript is spliced from 8 exons. NCBI's taxonomy places the organism in Eukaryota, Viridiplantae, Streptophyta, Magnoliopsida, Poales, Poaceae. The record is from RefSeq and is a predicted model, not a curated record. The coding region runs from base 127 to 1950 and encodes 607 amino acids.
GGCACCCGCCAUUUUUAAUACCCGCGCGCGCCUCUCGCUGCACCGUGCCGUGCCGUGCUGUCUCCCUCCGGCUCUCGGCGCUGCGGCGGCUGCAGCUCGCGCGGUCCCUGUGGGAGGGGACGAGAGAUGCGGGUUGGUGAUGGCGGCGGAGGAGAGGGGGCGGUGGCGAGGGGGAGGCGCGGGGCCGUGGAGGAGGAGGAGGAGGUUGAGGGGGAGGCAAGCGGGUGCUCGGCGUCGGCGAGCUCGACGAGCCGCGGGAGCAGCGCGCGCCGGUCGUCCGGCGGCGACUCGCCUUUAACAAGGUUCGUGCGCCGGGGCGGUCGACUGGGGACGGAUCCGGAGCCUGACGAGAGGCUCACUUCCUCCUCCUCCUACGCUUCUGCAGGUUCCACGGAACCACAAGAGGAUGAUGAUGAAGGGGCAUUACAGGGGGCCAAGGACAACAGGUGGGUACGAGCACGGCUCCAAGAGCACGCCAAGAAUGCAGUCCCCCGUCCUACCAGAGAAUGCCAAGACCAGCGGCAUCGGUUGGGGGCGGUUCUUUUCCAAGGUAGGAAGGACCGAGCACAGCGACCUGCCUCAGUUGAUUUUGGCAGCCCUGGUGUUGCCAAAUCCUCGACGCAUUCUCCAGGGUUCCCUGCCAACGGUGUCGGGGUGAUCAACAAGGGGUUGGGCGCGUCAUAUUCAUCAUAUAACAGGCCAGAUGUGUUAUCUAGUCCAGGGACACCGAGCUACCAUCGGCGUGGGACGACAGUUGUUGGGUAUCAGAAGGGUUCAAAUUCUGAAAGAGUGAUCCCGCCUUCAACCGGUCAUAGAAGGCAUCCAGCAAGCAGCACGGUGCUACCUUAUAGCAGUGGGAGGACACUGCCAUCAAAAUGGGAGGACGCAGAACGGUGGAUCUUCAGUCCGAACCCCGGCAAUGCACUUGGUAGGUCAAUCCCACAACUCUGGAGGCCGAAGUCCAAAAGUGGACCUCUUGGACCUGCUGGCAGAUUUGGUGGACCAUACUCAUCUUCUUCAUCAUCGGCUCUGUUCCUUGAGAGUGGUAGAGUUGGAAAUCUCACUGUGAACUCACCUUACUUGGCUGGAGUUUUGCUACCUGAGCAUGUUUGUGGUGGCAUUAUGGACACUAGAAGGGAUCUGGGUGCAGCAUCGGGUGAGGAUAGCAGCAAUGGACGAGGAGGCAGGUUCGGUCAAACGAAUGGUCUGUAUCCUGCUAUGCGAUCUACCACGGUUUCUCAGCAAUUUGGUAGUGCAACUGAGUCAUUUCAGUCACUGCCUACUUCCUAUGAAUCUAUACACGAUGAACGAAUUGAAAGCAUAAAAGACACUGCCACUAGCAGUACCCCUACAAUUCUGAGGAAGGAUGUGGCAACACAAACAAGCCCUGAUAUAAGCAGGUCAUCUUCUCCCAGCAUGAGGACUUCAUUCUCCCGUUCGCUGUCGGUGCAACAAGUCAAAGAGUUGGAGAGUUGUUUCUCGAAGCUUGAGAUCAAGGACGUGCAGGUGGAUGAUCGGGUGACUCUGACUAGGUGGUCCAAGAAACAUGUCACGCGAGAUGCUGACAAGAAUGCAACAAAUAUUAUAGAAUGGAAGAAAAAGACAGUGGAAUCUAAAUCUUCUGCCUGGGAAGUAAUGGGAGCUGCUAAGUGUAUAUCAAAGAUUGAGGGAGAGGAAGCAAAAAUGACUGCAUGGGAGAAUAUGCAAAAAGCAAACGCAGAAGCAGCCAUACAAAAGCUUGUGAUAAAACUUGAAAAGAAAAGACCAUACUCGCUGGAGAGGAUUUUCAACACCCUCAGGUCUGGUCCUCGGAAAAUGCAGGUGGUACGCAGUACAUCAACUGCCAAUCAUGAUCAGCAUAUGUCCAGGAGUAUCAAAACCGCACCACACCUCAGCAAGAAUGGUCAAAUGAGUUCGUUGAGUGGAUGCUUCACAUGUCAUGCUUUCUAGAGGUGCACUGCUCUUACUUUCAAGGUGGAGUUUAGAGGAAAUGCCAAAUUUUUCAUCUAAUGGCCUGUCUGCCACAGGGUUCAUAUUCUGUUUUUCUCUCUCUCUCUCUCUCUCUCUUAAGUUUUGAUUUUGCCAGGGUAACAUAAGUAGAUGCAAAACGAGAGGAGCUGCUGUCAUCAUGUAUGCUUUGUGAAUUAUGAUUAUUGGUAUCUCACCGCAUAGCAAUAAAAUGGUUCCUCUUCUGCUA